Molecule: messenger RNA, 3252 nt
Organism: Fusarium sp. VM40
Lineage: Eukaryota; Fungi; Ascomycota; Sordariomycetes; Hypocreales; Nectriaceae
Source: the annotation of a GenBank genome assembly
AUGGACACAGAGGACGAAGUCUGGGGCGCUCUCCCAGAAGGGGAGCAUAUGUCUAUUUGGAAUGAGACAGAAAGCAAUUUUUGGGCCAGUCACCGCAAGAAGAAGACGGCCGAGAACGACAAGAUUGAAAAGGAUUACCAGACUUUGCUCAACGAAGAUCGCUUGAAACAUAGUGAACUCAUAGGAAAGCGAAGUCAAUUGGAGGAAAUUCGAAACCGGAUUGCCAGAGAGCAUGCUAAAGUUGAGGCCGAUCUGGCUCUCAUUGCUGAUGAAUGUGAGGAAAAGGCAGAUCGACUUGUGCGCAUUGAACGGGACUAUUAUGCAUCGCGCCAAAAGCGGGUGGAAGAGCAACAUGAGAUCUGGAUUAAAAUGCGCCGGUUCUUCAGACAAAAAAGGGGAGAAGACCCAGAUGCCCCAGACCAUAGAGGUCCCGAGUCCGAAGGACUUGUCUUGCCCAAUGAGUUGCCUGGGCUGUCCUCAACCUCUAACGCGUCCAACGUCCCCAAAGAGCCAGGACCACAGAGAGAGACUACUGGCCCUACAAACGCUGAACCCUUGCACGCAGACCAUGACGAUCCGAUGGAAGGCGUUGAACGCAAUGAGACUCUUGUCAAUAUUGUGGACGCUGACGGCAACGUGAUUGGACCAGUGGAAGAGGUCGAGGGUUGGAACCAGUGGGUGGAGGGAAUCCAAGAGCUAGAAAUUCGAAGGCCUGUCAAGAUCCGCCGAGGACGACGAUUCAAUGGGACGAACCUUUCCAGCAUCUAUGAGCGUACCGAAGCCAAGGGUGUUAAAUGGCUAGCAUGUAUGAUCCAAGCUACAGGAGAAAUACAGUCUAAGCGAUGUCUUUCUUGCGACAAGAACCAGGGCGCCUUCGACGAUUGCAUCAUUGUCGGUGGGGAUCUAUACCAGAAAUGCGGAAACUGUGAAUGGAAUCGCCAGGGAUGUCAUGGUGCUUCUGGAGACACAAUCGAUAUAGUGGCUUCAAAGCUGAGAGCACGGCGGCAGAAAGGCAAGGAGGUGGGAGCAGACGAGAUACGGGCCUCAGCUUCCCCAGAGACUGUACGCCAUACAGUUGAAGUUCAGCCAACGCCUGCAUCAACACUUCAACCGCAACUUGAGCAAGUCUCACGAAUUGAAGAACAGAUUUCUGUACAAUCUCGACCUCCUUCACUCCAGCCCCUCCCACACCGUACGCUUGAGCAGUUGCCAGAUCGAGAGCCUGAGAGGCAAAGUGGGCUACCGAUCGAACGACAAAGUGAGCGACGACCCGAAGGGCCAAUCGAACGACAGCCUGAACAAGCAACAGAGCGCCAACCAGAACGAAUCCUCGAGCAACAACCGGAACAGCUCUUAGAAAGACAACCUGAAAAGCGACCCGAGCGAUCGUCCGAGCAGCCUCCUGGUCGACUUUCAGAAAGAUUCCAGGAGGUCAUCUCAGCAAAAGCUCCGGAAAGAUCGGUUGAAGUGGCACCGAUGCGAGUUGCUGAAGGUCCUCGCGAAAUUGCCAGUAGGCCGGUCUACGACCCCCCUCGUGGACCUUCUAGUCGUCCUACCUCUGCCCCAAGGCCGGAUUAUGCCCCGGAACGUCUAGUAGAUUCUACAAAUUCGCCAUUACCGACACCUCAUCAGAUUUUGCCUAGGCCUCAAAUGCAACGCUCUGCUCUUCCUUCGAGUGCGCCGCGCCACAGUCAUGAUAUUCUUCACCCAUCAACCGAAAGCGACGCCUAUCCGAAAGACAACCGCGGUUCUUAUACCACACACAAACCACGCGAGCCUGAGCAAAUGCCUACUCCACAGGAGUAUCGAGUGACUCCUGGAUUCACGCCAGCUAAUAUAAGAAGUCGACCUCCAUCAAGCGAACAGGGACGACCAACCCCACCAUCAUUGCCUAUUGACCCUUCAUCCCAGCCACCGGAUUCCCCACCUAUUCCUCUGCCUAUAGAGGAAGAAAUCACACGAGAGAACAUGGUUCUCAAGAAUGAUGGGGUGGUCUAUACCUAUCCUGAGUGCGUCGAGGGAGUACCUCUAGUCAAGAUUACUGAGACUCAUUCCUACUGGGAGCCUAACUGGCCAAACGUGAAGACGCUCAUUGAGCCGCAGCUUGCUCGCUGGAAGGAGAAGCACCAGGCUGCCAUUGAUGCAGGUCCGAAGCAGGAAAAGGGUGGCUCAUCUAAAUACCAGAUCGGCAGACAAGUAAAUCGCGGUAUCAAAAUCCUCGAGUUUCACGAGAACGGCCCUAUCAGCCCCUACCAACUGCUGAGCAAAAAGUACAUUCAUUCUGGCAAGGGUGGUAUAACCUCAUAUGACACUUUGUUUCGCCUGUCAGAAACAAUGUCAGAGCUCGAAAAGUUUAACCUUGACAUUUCGCCAGUUGAUUGGAUGCGACAGCGUCUUCACGAGCUUAUCCAAACCCAGGGUGUUAAUUUCAACCUUCCCCGAACUAUCCAUGACUUCUACCACGACUCUAAGCUCACAAGGCUUCGAUAUAAGCAUGGGUUUAAGAAUAUCGGUCGCCCUUCUGGAGUUAUGAAAGCUCGCCUGAGCCAUGGCAGUCCCAGCAGUACACCUAAACCUCUGCAAAAACGCAAGUCUAUGCACUCGGUGCCCACCACACCUCGUGAGGACUCCUUUAUCGAAAACUCUCCUCUGCCUAGUCAGCUGUCCUCGGCCCUUCCGACUCCGGUUGCUGUGCCUCAGCCAGCUUUCAGUACUCAUCUCAAUAAGAAGCCUAAAUACCUGCCACCAGUACCUGGUCCGGUACAUGACGAAUUUCAGUUCGAGAAUUGGUCUGAUACAGAUUCUUGCAGUGGUGGCGGCAUUACUAAGUAUGACUGGCGUCUCUCUACAGUGAAGAGUCGACUGUAUACAAGCCACCCAAAUGUGACACAGUAUUGGACAUGGAUAGAACAGAUUUCAUGCUUCCAACACCAGGUCCUGAAAGACAUUGAUCCUGCAAAGUGGGGUCUAUUCAGAGAUGAGAUUGAUUUUCACAUCUAUUUGGAAGAAGUUGAGCAAAUUGUGUGGAACAUCGAAGCACUUCGUGUUCACAUCAUCGUCAAGAAGGGAGCCGACGGCGAAGCUUCAAACAGCAAACAUCGAGGCGAUGUGAUGGCGUCUUUUCCGCGGGCAAGGACAAUACGCCGCUUUUUGUUCUUUUGCAGGGAAAGGAGGGUCAAGAUGGCCAAACUCUCUGUUGAGGAACUUGACCGUCGUUGGAAAAACAUGGUCUCUGAACAGCUGUCUGUUUGA